Molecule: messenger RNA, 2802 nt
Organism: Microsporum canis CBS 113480
Lineage: Eukaryota; Fungi; Ascomycota; Eurotiomycetes; Onygenales; Arthrodermataceae
Product: histidine kinase M7
Exons: 3
Coding region: 1-2802 (933 amino acids)
Biological process (GO): protein autophosphorylation; phosphorelay signal transduction system
Molecular function (GO): phosphorelay sensor kinase activity; histidine phosphotransfer kinase activity
Source: RefSeq, a predicted model, not a curated record
AUGGCCUCUACCACCAACGGCAAGGAGAGCUCCUCCAGCUCUUACAACGCCGUUGACUUCGAACGGUUCACCGUCAGCGCUCAGGAGAAGCUUGCCGCAAACCUCAUGUAUCGGCAAUUCGAGACUGGCCAAAGUAAUGCCAUUGAGCGCCUGGUAGCGUUGAAAGCCGACCUUCGCGAUACCGGUGAUGAUACAUUUUGGAGGGACCUCAUGAAGGAACUGACGAGUAUAUGUAAUGCUCAGUGUGGUUUUGUGGUAGAGGAGUUACCUGAUGGUAGCACCGAGGAUGCAACAGAUCAGCCGGCCUCUCACCUUGCCCCCAUCAUCUACUACAAUAACGGCUCAGACGAGAUCAUACAUCGGAACUACAAACCAUGGUCUUGGGACCUCCCUCACAACAUCGUGGCUAGAGAUAUUCAUAAAUCCUUCCUCGUGGCAGAUGACCUCGUUUCGAUUGUUGGAGAGUCUGGCAUGGCUCGCUUCCCUUUUCCUAUGGCAGCUUGCCUGGCAGUCCCGCUGUUUGACGCCCGCAUCCCUGUCGCCCGUCCAACACUCAAGCUCUAUGCGCGUAGUAUGUCGCAUGAGCUGCGCACGCCCAUGCAUGGCGUUGUUGGUAUGCUGGAUAUGAUGCACGGUACGGUUGCCGAUACUAUUCAGAGAGCAUCAGAUGGGGACAGAGAUUUGACUGCAGGCGUGGUCAAGACAUUUGAGAAUUCUGCUCGUCGUGCCAUCGAGGCCGCAGACAAUAUCGUCCACGCCUAUGAUCUUAACAUGCAAGUUCCUGAUACCCUCGAAAACUCCCUUACCGACGAACCCCCUUGCAUUUCACGCCAAUUUUCCAUUAAUCCUUCGAAUGAGUUACGGCCCAUAUUCGGUGCAGGAAUCGACAUCUCUGUCAAUCGUAAACGACCUCAUGCCGCUGACUCUUCUCGUGGAUCUUCCCCUAACCGCCCACCACCCCGGUCUGUUAAAUCUCCCCGCCGCGAGCGGUCGCGGACUGCAGAAGUCAGGAGCGUUGUAGAGGAGAGUGACAAGAUCGUGCAUUCAACACCAGCUACGGGAGAUAUCCAGGACGCUUUCAUAGACGCUGUAGCCCCUCCAGAUAGUGAUGGCGAUAGCCCUGAUGAGCAUAGGGAUGAGUAUACGGAUCAACCAUCACGUCCUCGCAAACACACCCGGUCUUUAUCCAGAGUAACCCGUCCUGUCUCCGUCUUCCCGCCUAUGGUUCUGCAUUAUACCAAGAUCAGAGAGCUGCUUCAUCUAGUGAUUAAUGAGUCUUUGCAUGUCGGUGGCCGCCCCGACUCCACCACUACGAUACCUACCGACACUGGCGAACGAAUAGUAAUCCGCUCCCGUUCUUCCAAUGGCACCGCAUCAACCAAGCAGAUUUCCUGGUCUGUUGACCACUGCGUCCCUGAGACACUAUACGUAGACGAAAAAGACCUUGCCAAACUUGUUUCUUGCGUUUUUCUGAACGCCCUUAAAUUCACUGAAUCAGGGACCAUAAACAUCACAGUCAGGCUUAACCAUACCGCUCGAUAUGUGGUUAUCAAUGUCACAGAUACGGGUACAGGUAUUCCAGAAGGGUUCCUACCAAAUUUAUUCAAAGCUUUUGCACGGGAGGAUGGAUCGACUACUCGCAGCAAAGAAGGGCUUGGGCUAGGCCUUUUGGUCGCCAAGGGGCUGUCAAGAAAACUCGGUGGUGACCUGAUAUGCGUCCGCUCGUCAACAUCUGGUGAGCUCCAGGGAUCGGAGUUUGAAAUUCGCUUGCCCAUGGUACCAAACGAUGUGCUUAGUAGGCCGAGUACGCCCAAAGCCUAUGCUCAUACAUGUACCAAUACUGGCGGAGAAACCAACGAUGAUAAAAGGCAGGGACAACUGGAAAACCAGACAUGCCAGGCCGAGCAUCGAGAAGCCGCAACGACGUCAACAGAGAUAUCCACAUCAGCUCCAUUUCGGCCUGCUACCCCCGAUCCACAAAUACAAGCACAAACCCAAACCGUUGAUGUAGUCCAGUCUCCCAUACACCGUCCGCCUCUUCCAGUCUCGUUAUCCGCCCCUAUCAUUCCAACCCCAAUGCCAACCAUUUCUUCACCUUACCCUCGCAGUCCAUACCUCAAUGGCCGCCAAACCCUCGCCGAACGCCACCCACUCACCUUUAUGGUUGCAGAGGACAACCUGAUCAAUCGAAAAAUUCUAGUCACAAUGCUUGAGAAACUAGGCUACAAAGACGUCUAUCAGGCAUUUGAUGGCCGCGAUGCUGUAAGGGUAGUAAAGGAAGUACUAGAGGGUAACGCAUCGCGGUAUGCUGUCGGUAGCACUCCUGACGCCUCACCAAGAACCAUCUCUCUUCCACCCUCAGCGAUCCCCCAGCCCCAACCCCAGUCCCAGCUCCAAUCCACAUCCCCUUCGCCUUCUCAAUCCCCUCCACCGUCCCCAUCCCAUUGCCAAUUCUCAACUUCCCCUUCACGAUCUCCUUCUCCAGCCCUUUCUACCGAAUCUAAAUUUAUCGAUGUAAUUCUCAUGGACUUAUGGAUGCCUGACAUGGAUGGCUACGAAGCCACAGAACGGAUAUUCUCUCUCGUCUCUUCAUACCGCGAGCGAAUGGUAAAGUACAAUCCUGCCAACGUCCCUCCCCCGGGCCCUACAGUUCUCGCCGUCAGCGCCGACGUUACCGACGAAGCGCUACGACGAGCUACGAAGGUUGGCAUGGAAGGGUACAUGACAAAACCAUACAAGCUGCGAGACUUGGAGAAAUUGUUGAUCGAGUUUUGUGCGCGACAGGGUAGGUGGAGGAUAUAA